Messenger RNA from Closterium sp. Naga37s-1, 6735 nucleotides. NCBI's taxonomy places the organism in Eukaryota, Viridiplantae, Streptophyta, Zygnematophyceae, Desmidiales, Closteriaceae. The record is from the annotation of a GenBank genome assembly.
AUGCAGUCGCUGCCGUCGCGGUGGUUUGGGAAGAUAGACGAGAGCGGGGAGAUGUUCGACGAGUGGGAAAGCGCGGAGGGGGAGGAGGGGGAGGCGGGCGAGGCGGGGGAGGAGGGGGAGGAGGGGGAGGCGGAGCAGGGAGAGGGGAGCGGGGCGGUGGAUGGAAUGGAUUUCUAUAGAAGCAGUGAGGUGGAGAGGGAAGAGGAAGCGCAGAGAGAGGAGGUGCGGGAGGAGGAGGAAGGAGGGGAGGAGGACGAGGAGGAGGAGGAGGAGUUUGGAGAGGAGGAGGAGAUGAGUGAGGAGGAGGAGGGGGAGAGCGAGAGAGAGGAGGGGCAGCAAGUGUUGUUUUUCAAUGACACGGACAGCAGCGUGGAUGGCGGCGACCGCCAUAGCUAUGGGCAUGCGGAUGGGGAUAAUAUCAAGUGUGGGGGUGCGGAUGGGGGUGGUCGUGGGGGUGCGGAUGGUAAUGUGGGUGGUGGCCUUGCCCGGGGGAGUGGCGGGGGGAAGAGGCGCGAGAGGAGGCGCAGGGGCGGUGGCGGGAGAGGGGAGAGUGGGAGCAGGAGCAGCAUCGGGGGGGGCAUGGGGGGGAGUAUGGGGGGAAGCAUGGGGGGAAGCAGCGUCGGAGGAAGCUUCAGGGGAAGCAUUGUAGAGAGCAUUGGUGGGAGUUUGGGCGGAGGAAGUAGAGGGGGAAGCAUGGGCGGGAGUGGAAGCGCGGAGGAGGAGGAGGGCUCCUUAGACUACCCCCUGUCCCCUCGCUCCCUCUCCGGACGGUUCCUGGGUAUUGUGAUAGAGGAGGCUGCUGAGGGGGAGGGCGAGGGGGAGGGCGAGGGGGAGGAGAGGGAGGGGGAGGGGCAAGGGGAAGGCGAGGAGGAUGGAAGAGAAGAGGGUUACGUGGGCCGCAGCGGCCUGUUUCAGCUGCAGCAGAAGCAGCAGCAGGAGCAGCAGCAGGCACAGAAGCAGCAGCAGCAGGGGUUGUUGAGUCGGCCACGCACCGGUGGGUCGAUGAGCAGUGAGCGGCGCAGCUUCGACCGGUUCCAGGAGGAGAUGUUCCAGUCGCACCGCUCCCAAGGCUCGCUCUCCCACGCCUCGCUCUCCCAGCUCUCCGAGGCUACUCCCUCCGAACGGUCCGAUGGGGAGGCUGCUGCUGCCGCUGCUGCACGGCCGUGGGCUGAAGGGCCUUACUCCGGUGGUUCACAUGCGGAUAGAAUGGAGAUUUCGGAGGGAAUGGAGGGAAUGGAGGGAGAGGCGUUUUCACGGGAGGGGGAAGUGUUUGCCCGGGAGACAGAGGACAGGGCGAGGCUGCGGCGGCCUUGGGCAAGCAGUGAGGAGCACUAUAGCGGGGAUGGGAGGGACGGGGAUGGGAGGGACGGGGAUGGGAGGGGCGGGGAUGGGAGGGGCGGCGUACGACGCCAUAGCGAAGGGGGCAGGGGGACAGGUAGCGGGGGAGAGAGGGGGUGGAAGGAUGGACGAUCGAGUGAGGGUUGUGAGGCAGAGGCACUGCGGCUUGGAUGUGUGAAUCUUGGAGACGAGUAUCUGAGCCCAGGCGGAGACGGCGGGGGUGCCAGUCUUGAAGAUGAGUACUUGCCGCUCAAGAAAGGGCCGGGGUGGUCGCCACUUCAGCAGCAGACGCAUCAGCAUGAGCAUGAGCAUGAGCAGCGGCAGCGGCGGAGUGAGGGAGCUGAGAUGGUGGGAGACGCAGCAGAGGAGAUGCGUAGGCCGCGUGGGCAGAGCCUGGUGCUGGGACGAGAGGGUUUAGGGGAGCAGUGGGGCCGGGGAAGUGGAGAUGAGCAACGGGUGUACAGGCAGAGAGAUGACGGUAGAGGGGGAGGAGAGGAUGAAGGAGAGGUUGAGGAUGGGAGUGAAGGCGGAUCCCUUGCGGUGGCGGCAUAUGAGUCCACUAGCGGACGCUCCUUGCCGUCCGAUGCGCCGUGUGUGCCGCCCGAUAUGUCGUGUGACGCGGUGCAGAUUCCCAACGAGAUGCGCAUUGGGGAUGAGCUGGCCAUCCGCUUCACCCUCACCAACAACUCCCCCCUCCCGUACGUGCUACCUGCUCCUUCCCUUCUCUUCAUGCCUUGCUCCUUCCUGAUCUCUCCUGCUCCUGCUCCUUCCCUUCUCUUCAUGCCUUGCUCCUUCCUGAUCUCUCCUGCUCCUGCUCCUUCCCUUCUCUUCAUGCCUUGCUCCUUCCUGAUCUCUCCUGCUCCUGCUCCUUCCCUUCUCUUCAUGCCUUGCUCCUUCCUGAUCUCUCCUGCUCCUGCUCCUUCCCUUCUCUUCAUGCCUUGCUCCUUCCUGAUCUCUCCUGCUCCUGCUCCUUCCCUUCUCUUCAUGCCUUGCUCCUUCCUGAUCUCUCCUGCUCCUGCUCCUUCCCUUCUCUUCAUGCCUUGCUCCUUCCUGAUCUCUCCUGCUCCUGCUCCUUCCCUUCUCGUCAUGCCUUGCUCCUUCCUGAUCUCUCCUGCUCCUGCUCCUUCCCUUCUCGUCAUGCCUUGCUCCUUCCUGAUCUCUCCUGCUCCUGCUCCUUCCCUUCUCUUCAUGCCUUGCUCCUUCCUGAUCUCUCCUGCUCCUGCUCCUUCCCUUCUCGUCAUGCCUUGCUCCUUCCUGAUCUCUCCUGCUCCUGCUCCUUCCCUUCUCGUCAUGCCUUGCUCCUUCCUGAUCUCUCCUGCUCCUGCUCCUUCCCUUCUCGUCAUGCCUUGCUCCUUCCUGAUCUCUCCUGCUCCUGCUCCUUCCCUUCUCUUCAUGCCUUGCUCCUUCCAGCACCGCCCUCCCACUCUCUCUUCCUUCCAUCCCUCAUCUCCCUCCCACUCCCUCUCUUCCUCCCCUCCCCUCCCAGGCUGCAAGGCGGGGUGGAGGCUGCAAGGAGAGGUGGAGGUGGUGGCAGCAGUGGCGUGGGCGAGUGAGACUGACAGCGAGAGGGACAACGCCAGAGGGGCUCUCACAUCCGGCUCACUCAAGAGGGGAGGCGAGAGGUCCGCAGGCAGGAGGCAGCGGCGGGAGAAGCGCCUGCAAGGCGAGGUGGAGGUGGUGGCAGCAGUGGAGUGGGCAAGCGAGAGUGACAGCGAGAGGGACAGCGCGCGAGGGGCUCUCACGCCCGGCUCGCUCAAGCGGGGGGGCGAGAGGUCAGCAGGCAGGAGGCAGCGGCGGGAGAAGCGGGAGUUCCUGCCGCCCCUCGCCGCCCACGAGAGCGUGACCAUCGACGUCCAGCUGGCGCUUGACGAUUCGUCGCUGCCGGCGCCCUUCUCCCUCGCGUCCGUGUCGACCGAGCUCGUGGCAAAUGGACAGCGCUCUCACAAGCGGCGCAAGCAGGUGCGGCUGGUGCCAGGGUACAUGCCGACCACGGCUAGCGCAGGAAGCCCCACGGGGCAAUGGGUAAUGAGUGCCGCGGGGGGCGUGGGGCAGCAGCAGUGGGCGGAGGUGCUGUUGCUGACAGAUGAGCGCUUCACCUCAACGCAAUAUGGCGCGUGGCGCUCCAUCUGUUGCCUGCUCGGGCUGCAGCACGCGGUGUGGGACAUUCGGUUGCAGAAAGGUCUGCUCGCACCCGACGCCACAACACCCACCGCAGCAGCAGCAGCAGCAGCAGCAGCAGCAGCAGCAGCAGCAGCAGCAGCAGCAGCAGCAGCAGCAGCAGCAGCGGCGGCGGCAGCAACGGCGGCAACGGCAGCAGGAGGGAGGGCGAGCCCCAACGCGCCCAGCACAUCAAACCCCAAAUCGCCGCGUAUUUCUGCCACCAGUACCGGCACCGGCACUGGCGGCGACAACAACCCUCCCGGGUGGCUAUCCCGACACGCCCUCGUCGUCCUCCCCCACGCCCCCCCCACCUCCAAGCUCCCCCCCCUUCUGCUGCGCGUGCUGCCCCAGAUGGUCGCGACCAGGGGAGGCGUGUAUGGGGCCGAAACCGUGGGUGUGCUUAUAGGGGGGGUCUCUGCCGCCCAGCUGGCAAACCACAUGCUGGAGCUGGCACAGACUAGGAGUCCGAGAGGGGGCGGUGGGAGCGGCGGCGGCAGUGGGAAUGGUGUGGCGCUAGCUGCCACUGCACAGGCACAGAAGCUCAGGGCUGAUCUGCGAAGCGAGUUCCCCGAGUAUCGACACUUUGUGGAGAUCCAUCUGCCCUCGGACCAGCAGCAGCAGCAGCCGCAACCACAGACGCAGACCCAAAAGAAACAGCAGAAGCAGCAGAAGAAGCAUCAGAAGGAGCAGCAGGAGAAGCAGGGGGAAGGGGGCAGCAUGGCUCGAGUGCGCGUCGCCCGGGGCCAUUUGCCUUCCCUCUUCCGCAUGCACGCCCUCCCCCUCGCCGCUGACAUCACUCUGCCGCCCACUUCCGACACCCUCGCCGCCCCCCUGCCGAUCACUGCCCAGCCCAUCACCUCCCACUCCCUCCCCUCCUUUCCCUCCUCCUCCCCCCCUAGCCUCACCCAGCUUCCCCGCUUCUCCGUGUCUUCCGAGCCUCCGGAACUCAGCCUGGUUCGGCGGAGGUCCGGUGGGAGGCCCGGGGUGGGCGGGGAUUAUUUAAUGAAUGAGGAGGAAGAGGAGGAGGAGAUGGAGAAGGCGCUGACUGACGUGUCGGAUAGGCUGCGCCUGGGGAAGGGGGAUCUGGGGCGGCUGGGUGGACAGAGUGGGGAGGGUCAGUGGGCACAGCAGGAGCAUAUGCAGAUGCAGCAGCACAUGCAGCAGCAGCAACUGGCACCGCAACAACGGAAGCAGCAGAAGCAGCAGGCAGGUCUGCCCCCACUCUCUCCUCGCACCUCGCUAACCCUCCCACACCCACACUCGCACUCACAGCCAUGGCAGUCGCAACAGCACCAGCUGCAGCAGCUGCCAAUGGGGACACAGCAGGCGGGCUUUAACCAGGUGCAAUCCUCGGGCCCCCGGUUGUCCUCUGACUCCUCGUGUGCGUCAGGCCCUGUUUUCCAGCACUCGCAGCCUUGGCAGCAUGAACCAGAGCUGCUGCAGCAGCAUCAGCAGAUGCAGCAGCAGCAGUACCAGCAGCAGCAGAGGAUGCAACAGCAGCAGAUGCAGUCCCAGCAGCAGCAGCACAUGCAAUCCGCAGCUGCACCCGCCCAGGCCCACCCGUCCGCAUCCUCUGUGUGGAUACCAGGCAGCUAUGACGAGUCAGAGGCCUCGGACUCCCAGUACCAGCUCCGCACCACCAACUCUCUCCCGCACCAUCCCCGUGCCUGGCCUGCCGACCCUGGGCACUCUGGUUCGGGAGGCAGCAGCGGGGACAGCUUUUGGGGCAGCGGAGGCAGGGGACUCGAUGCUGCGGCUGCCGCUGACGCUGCCCCUGCUCCUGCUGCUGCUGUUGGUGGUGGUGGUUAUGGUGGUGAUGGCGGAAGGGGUGGUGGGGGCGGAGGGGGAGGGCAGGCGGGGCAGGCAAGAGGGCGGGUGAAGGGGAAGAAGGUGCUGAGUGGGCCGUUGCUGUCACGAGGCAGGAGGCACGGCAACAGACGUGCCUGGAUGGGCCGGGCCGGUGGCAUGGGCGGGGAUGCAGGGGGUGGGGGAGGGGGAGGAGGGGGGGGAGGGGGAGGAGGUGGGAGUGGGGGAGGGGGAGGUCAAGCAUGGGGCGAUGGGGGAAUGGAGGGAGAAGAGGGCUCUGGGUACGGUGGCGGUUCGGGUAUGGCCCCAGACACAGCUGGGGGGGUGGCAGGCAGCAUGAACAGGAACUUUCCCAUGAACAGUACUACCCCUGAGAUGAUGCAGAAGAUGAUGUCUAUGAGCCUCCCUGGCUCUCUGCUGCAGGCGUUCGGGCACGGUCGGUCGGACUCGGGUAAUGAACAGCCUGCCAUCGCUCGCACGCACACCGACUCGUCGAGACCUUCCCACCAGUCGCGGCACCACCACCACCCGGACCAGUACCAGCAGCAGAAGCAGCAGCAGCAAGCCCAACGGCAAUUGCAGCAGCAGCAUUCUCAGCAGCAGCAAUCUCAGCAGCAGCAGAGAUCGCCGCAGCAGCUAUCCAUUCAGGCCCCACCAGUUGUGAGCCCGAACCAGACAAGCAUGCUCGGAAGCAGCUUCGGCAAGGUCCCGAGGCUGAUUCCGCUGGGCGGCGAAGACUCGGUGUAUGGCGCGAGUGUGAUGGGGGUGCUGGCAGCGCUGCCAAUGCAGGUGAAGGUGGAUGUGGUGUUCAGAGUGGUGCAGUGGGGUUCCAGCCACUUUGACCUGCCUUCUUUUGAAGGUUUUGUGGGGACGAAACCCAAGCGCCUCCCUCUGCUGCUGCUGGUUUCCUUGGCUAUUUAUGAAGAUUUGGUUCUGGAUUGUCGCAGCGGGUGGCGGGACAUGCCGCACUGCGCCGCCCUGCUGCAGGUGAUAGAGAGGAGGGAGCGGGCGGCAGCGCCUGUCUGGGACUGGCCGCCCACUCAGCCAUGCGUGGAUGCUCUGAUGGCGCCUCUCAUGCUGCUGCACACCAAUCAGAUGCUGCCACGUGUCACCGGCUCCUCCUCUUCUUCCUCCCUUCUCUCCUCCACCUCGUCCUCCUCCUCCUCCUCCUCUACCUCAUCCACCACUCUCACACCCGAGCAGCAAACAGCAGUCUCACAGUACGUCGCACGGGCGGCAAAGCUGUUUGGCGCUGACGUGGCACCCGCUGAUGUGGCGAUGCCAGACGGGCGCCAGCUGGCGGGGAUCCGGCAGCAGCUGGAGGAGGCGCGGGCGGUGCUGCAGCCCCAUUGGUGGGAGGAGCACUGGGCGGCAGAGGAGGAGGUGGGGGUUGUGGUGGUGGAUGGGGAGGAGGACGAGGAGGAGGCGUGA